AUGUCGAGCAAUCAAUCAGAUUAUAAUCAGCAGAUCUUUGGCACUGUCACAAAUGCGAUAAGCAUAGGGGCUCUAUUUCUGCAACUUUCGAACUACGUCAACGCGAAAUCCACGCCGGAUCCAGCAAAAGAGUUGUCAAAAAGAGGGGGAGUACUUACGGCGCAAGAAUUGAAAGAUUUUGAGGGGCGGUGCACCCGUUUGGAGGUCAAACUUCAGAAAGAGGAAGAGAGGAUUGGUUCCGCCUCGCAAACAAAAUCCGAGAAGUCUGAGUCUAUAAACAACCUUCGACGCAUUCAUGGAACUAUACGAAGUAAUAAAAAGGACUUGCUGAGUUCCAGUACCAAAGCGAGGGGUAUGAGGAGCGUUUCAUCGAUACAGGUAAACGAAGUCGUUGAGUCAACUACUACAAAUACGUCUAGUGGGAUAUCUAGCGUUUCGCAGAGGGUGCGAGAGAUGUAUUCUUUUCAAGCAAGGACAACGAGUAUAUUACCAACACACAUCGACCCCAGUACACAACCAAUCGGAGGGUCAUCACGGCCGAUUUCGUCUGCCAACGUAGAGAAUGGAUACUACUUUUCUUACAAUCAAGAGGACGGGACAGAACGUCGCGUGCACAGUGAAGAUCUAAAGAGAGACCCUAGUAUCGCUCCAGAGCUUGUCGACGUCAUUAUACGCACUUCAGAGGCACUCCGACAAGGCGCGCCUAUGACAUUAGGACUUCCUCCAAGUGAUACAACCGCGGCCACAAAAAAUCAAAGUAUCCCUGUCUACAAGCUCAAGCUGGACCUUAUCUCUGAGUAA
This is a messenger RNA of Rhizoctonia solani, 801 nucleotides long. RefSeq lists its product as uncharacterized. Lineage: Eukaryota; Fungi; Basidiomycota; Agaricomycetes; Cantharellales; Ceratobasidiaceae. Bases 1 to 801 code for a protein of 266 amino acids. The record is from RefSeq and is a predicted model, not a curated record. The transcript has 8 exons.